This is a messenger RNA of Zalophus californianus (California sea lion), 1441 nucleotides long. RefSeq names its product ferritin light chain-like. Bases 182 to 955 code for a protein of 257 amino acids. Lineage: Eukaryota; Metazoa; Chordata; Mammalia; Carnivora; Otariidae. The record is from RefSeq and is a predicted model, not a curated record. Gene Ontology annotation, cellular component: cytoplasm. Gene Ontology annotation, molecular function: ferric iron binding; ferrous iron binding. Gene Ontology annotation, biological process: intracellular iron ion homeostasis; iron ion transport. The transcript has a single exon.
AUGUGCCAUCACAGCUGAAACUGCCCCGGGGUAACCGAACGUCCGUCCAAUGGCGGAGCCAUAUUUUCCAUCUGGACCAGCUUAACGUUUACAAGGAAAGUCUUAGAAGACUGCUUUUUGUUGGCUUUCCCAAGAUCCCAUCCAACAUGCUUCACUCUAAGCUUCUUCUCCCACGAUUAUAAUGCCCCAUCAACAGUGCGCCCGGCGGGCCCCUGGAUCGGCCCCGUGUUUCAACAGAACUUGUACCAAACGGACCCAGGGACACCCCUUAUUCCAGCCUCCGAGCACCCUCCAGCCGCUUGUACAGCCUCAGCCCUCGGAACCAUCUUCCCGGUCACCCUCUGCCUCCGGGGCCAACCAACACCGGUUUUUGACCUUAGCUCCCUGUUGCCAGUCAACCAUGAGCUGUCAGAUUCGUCAGAACUACUCCACCGAGGUGGAGGCCUCCGUCAACUGCCUGGUCAACAUGUAUCUGCGGGCCUCCAACACCUACCUCUCCCUGGGCUUCUAUUUCGACUGCAGCAAUGUGGCUCUGGAGGGCUUGGGCCGCUUCUUCCGCGAGUUAGCCCAGAAGAAGUUCGAGGGCGCCCAGGAGCUCUUGAUGUUGCAAAAGCAGCGCAGCGGCAGCUCCCUCUUCCAGGACGUGCAGGAGCCGUCCCAUGACAAGUGGGGGAAAGCCCUGGACGCCAUGGAAACUGCUGUGGUCCUCGAGAAGAACCUGAACGAGGCCCUUUUGGAUCUGCAUGACCUGGCUUCUACCCGUGCAGACGCCCAUCUCUGUGACUUCCUGGAGAGCCACUGCCUGGGCGAGGAGGUGAAAACCAUCAAGAAGAUGGGCGACCACCUGACUAACCUCCGCAGGCUGUCCUGCCCCCAGGCUGGGCUGGGCGAGUAUCUCUUCGAAAGGCUCACCCUCCAGCGUGACUGUCAGCCUCUGGAGCCCAGCAGCCUUUGAGGGGCCCCUCUGGCAUCCCCUUAGUGCUGGGGCUUCUGUUUGGGUUUGUCCGAGCAGCCGCCAGGCAGCUCUUUAACCACCCUGGAGCCCGCUCCCAAGCUGUGGACCAAAUGAAAACAAUAAAACUUUUUGCAGGGGGAAAAAAAAAUGCCGCCUGUAUUAUAUACCAAAAUAGUCUAGAUUCAGGGGCUUUUGUUGGGGGAGGGGGAGGGUGUUCUUUAUUAUUUUCCAUUUAUUCAUUUGUCUGUCUUCCUGACAACAAUCCUCUUAACUACCAAAGCUUUCUAAUCACAGCCCCUUCUUAUAUUUAAAAUUUCUUUGGCCACUCUUGGGCAUUUUUCCCCCUAAAUCUUAUCUGUGCAGUAUAACAUAUGCAGAAAAGUAUAUGAAAUAUACAGCUGGAUGACUUAUCAGAAAGCGAACAUCCAUGUAACUACCACUGGAAAUUGAAUUUCCAGUAUUCCUGAACCCUUCCCCCUGCUUCAC